Pelobates cultripes (western spadefoot toad) is the source of this 5362-nucleotide messenger RNA. The record is from the annotation of a GenBank genome assembly. NCBI's taxonomy places the organism in Eukaryota, Metazoa, Chordata, Amphibia, Anura, Pelobatidae.
AUGGCCGAGGAAGGGUGAGUGUGUGGGCCUGGGCUUUGUGUUCCUGUAUGUUCUACUGAUAGAACUUUUAUUAAAAGCCGGAGAUCUGCCUCUGAACAGGCUGUAAAAUUGGUUAUUCCUUGCCUUAUGCUGUGUAGCACCGACAUACCUGCUUACAUGCUUUUCAACUCCAGCUAGAAUAGAGUUUGACAGGAAACGAGUUAUUGUAGCUUUUCGGUAAACUUAUGCUUUGCCUAUGUAAACUAGCUUUAAAAUAUCUUUUUAUGCUAUUCUAACCCAUAGUGUUGGAAGUAUUUUGUACCAGUGUUUUAUUUAAGGUGUAUGGAGAUUCCUGUAUUCCUGUCAAUGUUGCCUAGUGUUAUACAGUUUUCAUAAGUGUUCUAAACUGGUUCAUCUGUACUACAGUCAUUUUAAAUGUGUAAAUGCUGCAGAGUUUGAAUGAUGAUUUCACAAUUAAGUCGGAAUCCCCUUCUCUCGACUGAGAGAAAAUGUGAAUCUGACAAGCCUGUAGCAACCCACUGUCUGGAUGACUUUAUGGCUGUUUGUGCUAAUCUUGUGUGGGUUUUUAUUUAUUUUUAUAUUUUUUUAGCAUUUCUGCUGGAGGUGGAAUGGAUAUCAACACCGCUCUUCAGGAAGUGCUCAAGACCGCACUCAUCCAUGAUGGUCUAGCUCGUGGAAUCCGUGAAGCUGCCAAGGCUCUUGACAAGUAAUUUGACUUUUCACUACCAUAUUGAUAUUUUAUUGUGUUCAAACCAUGCCUCUGUAUUGUCUUUAGAACACUAGCUGCUUUGGCAGUACAACUUCAUAUAAUGUGAAGUCAAUUUCCUGAGGAUUAAAGGAACACUAGCGUUAAUAAUACAAAGCUUUGUUCCAAAUAAAGUGUUCCUAUACACCUCCCCCACAGCACUCAAACGGUUAAGCCUUUAAAAAUGCAUCUUGUUGAAGCGUAGAUGUUCCCCUGCUCUCUUAGCCUUCUGUGAAAUAAUUGUGAUGGUGAGCCUUAAGUGCAUGCAUUUCGAACACCACGCACUUUAAUCCUUCUCCAUAGGAAAGCAUUGAACUAAUGUCUUCCUAUUGGUAUUAGAUGAUACUGGAUGACCUGCAGAUGCCAAAAACUUUUAUCUUUGGAGAUGGUCUUUUAACAACGCAGUAAAUAGUUUCUCUAAAACUGCAAUGUUUUCAGAGGCAGGGUUAAGGGGACAGGAUCAGUGCACCUUCACUUUGAGAUGACGUAGUCUGGGUGCCUAUACUGUUCCUUUAAGCAAAAACUGUCUCAAACUACAGUGUUUCUUUGUAGACUAAAAGUUACCUUAAUGUGUUAAUCUGUAAAUAAUAAAGCUGCUUAAAUAGCUAAAUAGAACCUGCUAUCUAGCAGCUCUCAAACCAGUCUUGUGUGGCCAUUUCCUUAAUGUUUUAGUUCAGCGGUAGGCAACCUUCGGCACUCCAGAUGUUUUGAACUAAAUCUCCCAUAAUGGUGACAAAGCGUCAGGGUAGUUGUAGUCCACAACAUCUAGUUUUCCAAAGGUUGCCUAUCCCUGUUCUAGUUUAUUGAAGAAGCCAUGUCUUCUAUUGACAUUCACUGUCUGAAGCUUUGGUUCAGUAUCAUUUAUGGGAAGUAUUCUUAUACAUCUGUUCUUGGCAGUAGACAGUUCAUAUAUCCCCAAAAUUAAACUCUGCAGAAGGAAUCCCUUUUCUGAUAUCUAUAAUCAUAACUGUUGCGGCUUGGUAAAAGAUGUGCAGUCGAUUUCAUUUGUCUUUGGCAUCUUAGAGGAUGUGCAUACACGGCGAGCACAGCUAUCACUUUAAGACUACCCCAUAGGAAAGCAUUAAAUCAGUACUUUCCUAUAGAGUUCUACAUAACAUGAUGUCCUCAUGCAAAGCGUGAGAUCAGCCUCGUUUAGUGGACAAAGUCUAAGGAUGCGGAAGUGCAUUUUGUGGCCGUCUGCUAGACUGACUCCAAAGGUGGAGUUAAUCCUGCAAGGUAAUUACUGCAGUUUAUCAAUAACUGCAAUAAUUACCAUUGCAUGGUUAAGGGUACAGGGACACUGCGCUUAGGCCUCUUCAAUGAGCUGAAGUGGUCUGGGUAUUUGGUCUUUAAUAUUUCAUAAUGCUGAGUUGUUAGGUAUACUGUAGAAGUGCUAGCUGGGGAAUGGCAGUCAGCACAUGUGCUGUGGAUUUCCCUGUCAUCUGUAGUUAUGCAAGGGGCUCUAAAAAGGCUAAAUGUUAAAGAAUUGAAGUGGUGAAGUGAACCAUCUUUUUAAAGACUAUAUUCAUCCUAGUCUAUAUACAUAAAUUCUGAGAGCACCAUUUACAGGUGAAGCUUCACUUAAAGGGGUUUUGGCACUGGCAUGUUUUCCUGGCACUGCAGGACCCUCUAGUGCCCCUCUACCCCACACCCUCCAUCCCAAGUUGCUAAAGGGGUUAAAACCCCUUUAGUGACUUACUGGAGUCCAGUGCCGAUGGCGCUAGGUCUGGCUCAGCCUACACUCCUUCCCGCCAACAUCAGCCGGCGGGGAGACAUAAUGCGCGGGCAAGGGAGACAUAAUGCACGGCAAUGGCCGCACAUGCACAUUACACCUCCCCAUAGGAAAGCAUUUUACAAUGCUUUCCUAUGGGGAUUUCGGCGACGCGGGAGGACGUUCAGCGUCUUAACCCACUUUUCGUUUUCUAUGAACAUGGAAGUCUACUAGACGGCCACUAGAGGACAUAACCCUGCAAGGUAAAUAUUGCAGUUUAUGAAAACUACAAUAAUUACACUUGCGGGGUUAAGGGUUGUGGGAGUUGGCACCCAGACCACUCCAAUGGGCAUAAGUGGUCUGGGUGCCUGGAGUGUCCCUUUAAUUUUUAACUAGUGCUUAAUACAAUUUGAGGAUCAAUUAUGGUAGCAUGGAAAUAUCUCAGAGCGCAAUUACAUGGUGUUUAAAGGGUGGACUUGCACAGCUUUUCUAUACUCCUGUGCAUCAUUCAGUGCAAUAGUUAACUAUAACUUGGUUAGAAUAUGGCCCAACUACAAUGCUUGAGUGAUGAUUUUGUUUAAGUCGGAAUCCCCUUCACUCCCUCAUGAGUGAUAAAACAGAUCUGACAAGCCUGUAGGUGAAUGGAUUACUGUGAACUAUUAAUGUACCGUAUGUAAAAUGUUACAACUUUUGUCAUUUUGUGCAUAUAUUGAUUGGCUUGCUUUGUCUUAGGCGCCAAGCCCAUCUCUGUGUCCUGGCUUCCAACUGCAAUGAACCAAUGUAUGUGAAGUUGGUAGAGGCACUUUGUGCUGAACACCAGAUCAAUCUUAUUAAGGUACGUGAAAAGGGUCUUUUUUGCUGGAAUUAAUAGCCAUAUUAAUAGACAUAAGACUACAUUCUCACACAGCCAAAGUUGCAAGGUAUUAAAUAGAAGUCUGUGCAGAGAUGUCUUACCAUGUAAGUCAGAAAAAAAACAGUAAUCAUUGACAAUAUUGGAUAGACUUCAUUGUGAAUUUUCCUGUGUUUCAGUUAAAUUAGCUUGAUCUACAGUGAUUACACAUUAAAAGUAUUUACAAACUAAUAUUGUGCUGUAUAUGAUGAAAACUUGGCUCCCUCUACUGAAUAUUACGUGGAGAAAUGCCUACAAGUUACCCAAGUUUCUGACUCUACAGACAGUUGUCCAAAAACAAACCUGUUUUAAUGCCGAAUUACAGAAAACAUUUUGUUUCUAGGUUGAUGACAGUAAAAAACUUGGAGAAUGGGUUGGUCUCUGCAAGAUUGACAGGGAAGGAAAACCUCGCAAGGUUGUUGGUUGCAGUUGUGUAGUUGUAAAGGUAAGAAUUUGCAGGGUUUGGGGUGUGCCAUUAAUGAGCAUCUGUUGGACUAAGUGUCUUGCAGACCUUGCUCAAACCUAGUGGCAAUAGUAACUACCAUCACACGAGCCUUAAUGACUUCAUGUGUCUAUUAAGGUCCUUGAUAAUGGCUACAUUGUAAAUGUGUUCAUACUUACUGUUGUGUAAAAGUACCAAAGUAGUUAUUUCUACCACCAUAACUACAGCCUGCUGUAGUGGUUAUGCUAACAAGAUCUUGGCACUGUUGAUGGUGCUGGUCCUCCUUCCUUAUCCUGCCAAGGGACAAAUCUCUAUGGGAUGACAUCCAGAGGUUCAGAAACGGUCAAUCUUUGCCACUCAUUGGCUCAGUCGACUGACUGUUAUUGGCUCCUAAAUGAGUCCGUAUUGAAAUUUGCCCUUAAUUGGCAAUAGCUGGGCUGGCUGACACACCACAUCUCUGCCAGAGGUGGUUACACCUCUAGAAGCAAACUGAUUAAACACUGCACAUACUAAUGCCAGAGAGCAUGACCAUUUCAAAUCACUAAAGUCAUCAUGGUGCUUGGUAUAACACUUUUUUUUUUUUUUUCCAUUAAUUGAAAUAGAGUGGAUGUAAUCCCAUAGCACUUUGGAUAGUGUUGGUGAGCUUUAUUGUGAACAGCAUGAAAACCAGAACCUGCUUUAAAUGCCUACAACGUAGUGCACACUACCUAAUUUGUACUUAGAACACAACUAUGGCACAAUAACUACUACCGAUUUUUACUUGUGCAUGAAGUCUUUUGGUACUGCUUUCCAAACUUUAAAGGACCACUAUAGUGCCAGGAAAACAUACCGCCGGGCUCUAGGGUGUGGAAGGGGUUAAAUGUACCUUUCUCCAGCGCUGGGCAGGGAACUGUCCUCCUCCAUAUCACCGUCGGCUGCAUGCGCGGCAUGAAAAUCAGUGAGAUGCAUGGAAGCGGAUGUCAAUGAGACAAGCACUAGAGGCUGGAUUAACCCAUAUGUAAACAUAGCAGUUUCUUUGAAACCGUAAUGUUUAUAGAAGAAAAGGUUAAUCCUAGCUGGACCUGGCACCCAGACCACUUCAUUAAGUUGAAGUGGUCUGGGUGCCUAUAGUGGUCCUUUAAACCAGGGCUGUCCAACCUGCGGCACACAGAUGUUGCUGGACUACAACUCCCAUGAUUCUUUCAAUGAAACAGCCAUGGAAUUAUGUGAGUUGUAGUUCAGCAACAUCUGGGGGGCGCAGGUUGAACAGCCCUGCUUUAAACCGCAAAAGUUAUUUAGGUAGUUGCAUAAUGUGAUUGUUGAUAUUAAUGAAAUUAGUCAAAACAAGAAUUGCAAUGAUAGACUUAAAUGCAAUAUCUCAGCAGCACAAUAGUCUAGGCUCUGGGUUACAAAGUCCCAGCGGGUAGCAAUCCGACUAUUUCCAUCAUGCCAUCUUUAAUAUGCGGUAGUAGUCAUGCUUGGACACAAACUCUAGCAGUAACGAACCUAAUGCAAAAUUUAUUUUUAUUUUAGGACUAUGGCAAAGAGUCUCAAGCAAAGGAUGUCAUUGAAGAGUAUUUCAAGUUGAAGAAAUAA